AUGCAACUCUGCCGACAUAAGCUCAACACUCAAAUGUUCAAAACUAUUCCCAUCACCCUUCGAAAUAACAAGCCUCUCUCUUUCUUCAGAGUCUUGUCGUCGCUGAAAAAGUUAGCUUCGUACGUUAAUUCACCAUCCUAUCUCGGCGAUGCCCUAGCGGUAGACGGAUCCAUAGAAACCGUUCCUUUGGUUUUUGACAAGCAUAGUCCAAAAAAAACUUCUCUGGAGGCCAAGGCGCCACUAUUGAUCUUACAUGGGUUGUUUGGAUCCAAGUCCAACACUAGAACCGUGGCGAAGCAACUAGCUACAAAACUCACUCGUGACAUCUACUGUCUCGACUUACGAAACUUUGGCGAUUCUCCCCACCAUCCACGAUUGGACUAUCCUGCGUUGGCGGCAGACGUGGAAAAGUUUGUGGAGGAUGCCAAGUUUGAAAAAAAACCAAUUCUUGUGGGCCAUUCAAUGGGUGCAAAAACUGCCAUGGCUGUCGCACUUCGAAGACCCGAGCUUCCAGGAAUGGUGGUUUCGGUCGACAAUGCUCCCAUAGAUCUCUCUACGGGAUCUACCUCUGCGUUCUCCAAGUACGUGAAACUGCUCAGAACGUCCCUUGAACAUCACAAGUAUACCAAUAUCAAGGACGUCGAUAGAGACUUAGCAGCAGUUGAGCCCAGAAAAGAAGUCCGACAAUUUUUAUUGACCAACCUCAACCGAGGCAAAACGGAAGAAGUUAUAACUUCUAGGAUUCCUCUUGAUAUAAUUGGAGAUGCAAUUGUGGCUGGUAAGAUAGCAUCAUGGCCCUAUGACUGCAAUGUGUCUCGGUGGACCCGAGGCCCUGCUCUUUUUAUUCGAGGCACCGAAUCAGCAUAUAUUCCUGACGAGCUGAUACCAGAUAUAGGUCGAUACUUUCCUGAUUUCCAGGUUAGAGACAUCAAAUCGGGACACUGGGUGAUCAGCGAGAAACCCAACGAAUUCAUAGAGGUGUUGGUGGACUUUAUAGAGAAAGAAGAGGACAAUUGA
Messenger RNA from Meyerozyma guilliermondii ATCC 6260, 1017 nucleotides. RefSeq lists its product as uncharacterized. The transcript has a single exon. The record is from RefSeq and is a predicted model, not a curated record. Bases 1 to 1017 code for a protein of 338 amino acids. NCBI's taxonomy places the organism in Eukaryota, Fungi, Ascomycota, Pichiomycetes, Serinales, Debaryomycetaceae. Gene Ontology annotation, cellular component: mitochondrion.